CACGGGUGGAAUAGCUCAACUGAGCAGCGAGACAGGCAGAACAUGAACCAACACAAACUCAUAUUGCUACGGGCUUCAUCAAGGUGACCUUCCUGGACAAAUUUUCCAUCGAAAUUCACUUUCUUACAGUUGUUUUUGACACGCCGGCAUUGAAACUUGUUAUCCCCAGUCUAUUCCCUCAGCGAAUAGCUACACAACUGGAUCCUCCAAGAUAUCCACCUAAUUUUGCAGUAGGUGUCUGCCAGAACACUUGGACAAUCGAUAGGUUGUACGCCUUUUUCUUAUAUGUGAGAUGAAAACCUAUAUUUUGUUUCUAUAACCGUGAAGUGUCAUUUUCUAUCUAGUGCUACGAGUAGUAUCAUUCACACCACUGGGCAAACAGUUAGGCUCGGGUACGAAUCAAAAUAUAAAUAUUUCUUUGUCCAAGCUAAUUGUCAUCAUACCUCUAAGUGACGGGUACACAAGUGAAAAACAACUGAAGUUUAUCAAUCGUGUUCAAUAAAAAAACGAGUAACGAAACGGUCUCAAUCAACAACGGUUUGCAAGUAUUAGAAGGCAGUUAUAAGUCUAUCAGGAAAUCGCAAUUCACUAAAGAAGUGAUUUAGUGCUAAGCCGAGCCUUGCAGCAGACAGAAGGCGCUAAUAUUCGGUGUAACUUAUUACCUAUUACGAGGUGCGUGUGAAGCAUUCCAUAAACGGAGAGUGGUUCCGACACCCCCAGAAAAAUGGAUUUGGUUAAACCUUUUAUGGAUCUACGCGUUGAUAGAGUCAGCAAAAAAAUCCGCGAACAAUGCCAGGAACUGAUAUUGUCAGACCGACAGAUAGAGGAACUGAUGCGACGGAUGAUCCUAGAAAUCAACCGUGGGCUACGAAAAGAAACACACCCCGCAGCUGAUGUCAAAUGCUUCAUCACCUACGUACAGGAUCUGCCAAAUGGAAAAGAAAAGGGAAAGUUUCUGGCUCUCGAUCUUGGCGGCACCAACUUCCGAGUGUUGCUGAUUCACCUCAAAGAUGAAAAUGAUUUCGAAAUGUUGUCGAAAAUCUACGCCAUUCCACAGAGUAUUAUGCUUGGCAGUGGAGAACAACUGUUUGAUCAUAUUGCAGAAUGUUUAGCUAACUUUGUGAAGGAACAUUCAGUGUAUGAUGAGCGACUACCUCUGGGCUUCACAUUCUCAUUCCCGCUCACACAGCUAGGUUUGACCAAAGGUAUUUUAGCCCGAUGGACGAAGGGAUUCAAUUGUUCAGGGGUUGUAGGUGAGGACGUGGUUCAACUCCUGAAAGAUGCCAUUGCCAGACGAGGGGAUGUUCAAAUCGAAAUAUGUGCCAUUCUCAACGAUACCACCGGCACACUGAUGUCCUGUGCUUGGAAGAAUCACAACUGUAGAAUUGGAUUGAUCGUCGGAACCGGCAGUAACGCGUGUUACGUUGAAAAGGUAGAAAACUGCGAACUGUUCGAUGGUUACAUGGAUCCUACCAAACAGCACGUGCUUAUCAACACCGAGUGGGGUGCGUUCGGUGAUAAUGGUGCACUAGAUUUCGUGCGGACAGAGUACGAUCGAGAGAUCGACCACUUUAGUAUAAAUCCCGGCAGACAGAUCCAAGAAAAGAUGAUCUCCGGUAUGUAUAUGGGCGAGCUGGCUCGCCUGGCCAUUGUGAAGUUCACCAAAGCCGGAUUGCUGUUCGGCGGUGUUGGCUCCGAUAUCCUGUUCAAACGUGGCCAGUUCUUCACCAAGUAUGUGUCUGAAAUCGAAUCAGAUAAACCAGGUACCUACAAUUACUGCCGUGAUGUGCUAGAUGAGUUGGGAUUAGAGCAUGCAACGGAUGAGGACUGUGCGAACGUACGCUACAUUUGCGAGUGUGUAUCGAGCAGAGCGGCCCAUCUUGUUUCGGCUGGAAUUGCAGCGCUCAUUAACAAAAUGGACGAAAAAAGCGUAACCGUUGGUGUUGACGGUUCGGUGUAUCGUUUCCAUCCAAAAUUCCACGAUCUGAUGACCCAAAAGAUCAGACAGUUUGUGAAACCAGGCAUCAGCUUCGAUCUCAUGCUGUCGGAAGACGGUUCGGGCCGUGGUGCGGCACUAGUAGCUGCCGUGGCGUGUAGAGAGCCUCACUAAGGAAUACUGAGUUCUUAUCGCCCUCACCAAACAAGAUACACAACUACUACACUAGUGAUUUAGAAAAUAAAUUGUAAUCGAAACAAAGCAAAACACACAGCAGGUAAAAACAAACAUUAUUACAUAAUUGUAGUAGGAAGUUUUAAGCGUAUGCAGAAAACUCAACUAUAAUUCAAAGUAAGUUGCAAAAGUGAUUAGCAGGAUAUAAAGAUAUAUUAGUUAUAAAUAAAAGCAAAACAGAAAUAGGCCCCUAAAUAUGCGCGGCAAAAUUAUGUCUCCACGUGUUGAGUUUAGUUGUACAUUAAUUAGCUUUAAAAUGUUUUUAAUGUAAUAAACCAUUAUACAGGUCAAUCAAAAUUCAGCAACCUCGUCAAGCGGUCGGAACGACUAGAUCACCACCGUUUUUAAUUUGCUCCACUUUUUAAACAAUUGUCAACUAAUAAUGAUUAGUGCAAAUCUAGCCACCGUAAACUAUUUUUAUUUCAGACAUCAUUGUGAUUCAGACUAUUGUAAAUACAAUCUUCUUUUAAUUAAAAUUAAACAAAAUCAAGCUCCUCCGAGUCCAGUCUACUGUUUCAGGUGACCAUACCCGCGCAGAGAAAUUGUACUUCUACUAUUGCAAUUUUUUUCUUAAUUCAAUCAUUGAUUUAUAGGCUAAAUAAUGCUUUCAUUUGCGGAAACCGUCUCUUUUAGACAAAUGUUGAAUUAUAUAUGAUAGCAUCAAAUGCUAUCCAUCGACGGUAUGGGUCAAAACAAUAUAUCAACUGACUGGAAGAGACGAAGACUUUUCCAUGGUUAAGUUUUCCACUAACUGUAGAGAUGAUGCUAGAUCGUACAGUGUUUAGUAUUUAGUUCAUUACGUUUAGCGCAUGCUUAAUACAAAAAUCAGUCAAUCAAAUUGCGGUUUUUACGGUGUGCAAAUAUUGGAGGGCAUACAAACCUUUUUCAGCAAUAGACUGAAAAUUAAGAAAAGUAAAAUAUUAAUUUAUAUAUCAAUAAUUGAAAGAAGCAAAACAAUAGCAAAGUGUACAUUACUAAGAGUAACAAAAAAUAUCAUAAAAGCUAUUUGUAAUUCGAUUUAAAACAUAAUUUAAUGCAAAGGAAACUAUUAUAAAGCUGUUGAUCGUGAAAAAAUAAAAAUAAAAUGCUAUUGAUCGAAAAA
Messenger RNA from Wyeomyia smithii (pitcher-plant mosquito), 3272 nucleotides. It is a transcript of the gene Hex-A, whose product is annotated as hexokinase type 2. The record is from RefSeq and is a predicted model, not a curated record. Gene Ontology annotation, biological process: glucose 6-phosphate metabolic process; intracellular glucose homeostasis; glycolytic process. The coding region runs from base 725 to 2110 and encodes 461 amino acids. Gene Ontology annotation, cellular component: mitochondrion; cytosol. NCBI's taxonomy places the organism in Eukaryota, Metazoa, Arthropoda, Insecta, Diptera, Culicidae. The transcript is spliced from 8 exons. Gene Ontology annotation, molecular function: ATP binding; glucokinase activity; D-glucose binding.